UGCGGCUGGGCUUGUGGAUGUUGUGAGGCGGAUGGUCGGCGUCUCGCUCCGGCGGCGGCGGUGGCGGUGGCGGCGGGAAUGGCGCUGGAGGAAGAGGGGCUGCGGCUCCUACAGAGCGUCAAAGUCAAGAUCGGAGAAGCGAAAAAUAUGCCUCCCUAUCCUGGACCAAACAAGAUGAGGGACUGCUAUUGUACUGUCAAUCUGGAUCAAGAAGAGGUGUUCAGGACCAAAAUAGUGGAGAAAUCCUUAUGCCCCUUUUAUGGUGAAGACUUCUAUUGUGAAAUUCCAAGAACUUUCCGCUAUUUAGCAUUUUAUAUUUUUGACAGAGAUGUCUUUCGGAGGGAUUCAAUUAUUGGCAAAGUUGCCAUCAAAAAAGAGGAACUUCAGAAAUAUCACAAUCGAGAUACCUGGUUCCCACUUCAGCCAGUGGAUGCUGACUCCGAAGUUCAGGGCAAAGUUCACCUGGAGCUGAGGCUGAGUGAAGUCAUCACUGAUAUUGGGACCAUUUGCCAUAAGUUGGCCACACGUGUUAUAGAAUGCGAAGACCUGCCAAUAGUCAAUGGACAAUGUGAUCCAUAUGCAACGGUUACCUUGUCUAGCCCAUCCAGAUCUGAGUUGAAGAAAACUAAAGUGAAACGAAAGACAAACAAUCCACAGUUUGAUGAAGUGUUUUAUUUUGAGGUGACAAGGCCAUGUAGCUACAACCGAAAGUCACACUUUGAUGUUGAGGAAGAACAUGUUGAGAAGAUGGAAAUCAGGAUUGACCUUUGGAAUGCCAGUAACUUAAAGUUUGGUGAUGAAUUUCUUGGAGAACUACGUCUCCCUUUGAAGAUUUUAAAACAGUCUUCAUCCCAUCAAGCAUGGUAUUUCCUUCAGCCCAGAGAUAAUGGCAAGCCAAAUAAACCUGUUGAUUUGGGUUCCUUACGGCUAAAUGUUGUUUACACUGAGGACCAUGUUUUCCCUUCUCAAUAUUACGACCCCUUGAGGGAUCUUUUAUUAAAAUCAGCAGAUGUUGAGCCAGUUUCCGCAUCAGCUGCUCACAUGCUGGGAGAAGUGUGUCGGGAGAAACAGGAAGCUGCUGUUCCCCUGGUCAGACUCUUCUUGCAUUACAGCAAGAUUGUCCCCUUCAUCAGUGCGAUAGCAAAUGCUGAAAUAAACAGGACCCUGGAUCCAAACACCAUAUUCCGAGGGAACUCCCUAACCUCCAAGUGCAUUGAUGAAACAAUGAAACUGGCCGGGAGGCAUUACCUGCAGGUCACACUGAAGCCAAUUGUCGAUGAGAUAUGUGGAAUGCACAAACCUUGUGAGAUUGACCCAGUUAAGCUGAAGGAUGGUGAAAACCUGGAAUCUAACAUGGACAACCUCCGGCAAUAUGUUGAAAGAAUUUUCAAUGUCAUUACCAAGUCUGGUAUGAGUUGUCCCACAGUCAUGUCUGACAUCUUUUUCUCACUGAGAGAAUCUGCUGCAAAGAGAUUUCAAGGUGACGCUGAUGUAAGGUACACUGCUGUAAGCAGUUUUAUUUUCCUGCGGUUCUUCGCUCCAGCCAUCCUUUCACCUAAUUUGUUCCAACUUUACCCUCACCAUCCGGAUCCAUUAACAGCGCGAACACUGACCCUGGUUUCAAAGACCAUCCAGACUUUGGGUAGCUUAUCCAAAUCCAAGUCUGCAAGCUUCAAAGAAUCCUACAUGGCCACAUUCUACGAGCACUUUAAUGAGCAGAAAUAUACAGAAGCUGUAAGAAAUUUCCUAGAUUUAAUCUCCUCAUCUGGAAGGAAGGACCAUAAAAGCAUUGAGCAACCCAUUGUAUUAAAGGAAGGGUUUAUGAUCAAGAGAGCCCAGGGAAGAAAUCGCUUUGGUAUCAAGAACUUUAAGAAGAGAUGGUUCCGGCUGACCAAUCAUGAGUUCACCUAUCACAAGCACAAAGGUGAUCACCCAUUGUAUAAUAUUCCAAUUGAAAAUAUUCUUGCGGUUGAAAAACUGGAGGAAGAAUCUUUCAAAAUGAAAAAUAUGUUUCAAGUUAUCCAGCCGGAAAGAGCUCUGUACAUACAGGCCAACAACUGCGUGGAGGCAAAAGACUGGAUCGACAUCUUGACUAAAGUUAGUCAAUGCAACAAAAAGCGUUUGACCAUGUACCAUCCUUCUGCCUACCUCAAUGGCCAUUGGCUGUGCUGUAAGACAAGUGCAGACACUGCACCAGGCUGCACGCCAUGUACAGGUGGGCUACCAGCUAACAUCCAGCUCGAUGUAGAUGGUGACAGGGAGACUGAGCACAUAUAUUCACUCUACAACAACUACAGGACCAAGUUAGAGAAACUACAAGAGGCAUGUGGCAGCAAGUCUGUAUAUGAUGGUCCGGAGCAGGAGGAGUAUUCAUCAUUCAUCAUUGAUGACCCUCAGGAGACGUAUAAAGUAUCAAAGCAGAUUCUAGCGGCUGUGCAAACCCUGGAGCUGCAGCAUGCUCAGUAUACAACGAAUAAAUUCAAGAGGACCAAGUAUGGCAGCCAGGAGCAUCCAAUUGGUGAUAAGUCUCUUCAGUGUUACAUAACUCAAAACUCAGGAUCUUCAACCAAUUCUGUGUGACUAACUGCCUUAAGAAAGACCUGAGGGUGCCAAGAGUAUUACUCUAAUAGCUGAAGGUGCUGGAUAUUUAGCAACCACAGACUGAACACGAGGUUUAAAGCGCAGAACAUAAUUCGUUAUCAUUUGUACAGAUUUGGAGCAUUCAACUUACACACUUUCUUUAUGAUUUUAACAAUGUUUUCACAAACCGUUAGUGUGCACUUUAGUCGUCUGAUGGUACCGGAUGACUAGCCAUUUGCCUUUUAAGGCAAUUAUUUUAUACCUGCUUCGGGGAGUGAUCAGUUCAAUGAUCAUCGAAAGUGAACCAGUCUUCAAGCAAUCCAUUGUAAUGUCGUGCGGAUGGAAACUGAGCUGAGUAUUGAAGUAAGGAAGCAAUAGAAUCUCACCAGCUGCAAGCGCACAAGAGAGAACUCUGGUAACAUCACCAAACUGGAAGCCAGGAUGGAGAGGGAGCUUUCUGCCCAGUAUCCCAAUCAAGGGGGAGGUGGUGUCGGAGUCUCAGCAGAGCCUUGCUAAUAUACCCUUUGAACAUGUCAACAUCAGUUAGUAUUCACCCUACUUCCUUAUAGAGCGACAGGAAAGACAUCCAUUAAUAGUAUUACUUUCUGAAUCAUACCCCAGACUGCUCCUCUCCCCUCCUGAAUUGAGGAUUCUGUUUCUAGUGAGAGGAGCCCAGUGUUGCUACAGUGUCUGAUCCAUCAAGUUCACAGGCACUGCUGUCGUCUACAGUUGGUGCCAGUGUGUGUACAUGAGGCCAAUACGCACCAAGAGUCCUGUCCCAAUGAUUAUUGAUUUGAGUCAUUGGGGCUGAAAUUUUUAUCUGUACUUGGAAAAACAGACUCUGUGCCAUUUCCUGUUGUAUGUGCAGUCAUAAAAAGCCCUCGCAGUUGAGUAUGCUGUACCAAGGACGUGAGUGGUACUACAGUCCACCUGACACAGUAUAAUGACUGAAGGUGCAGUGAUCUUGCAUUGGUGCAUCCCCUAUCAGGGCUUUGUGAAAUGGAAUGUUACUCAUGCACUGUGAAAAAAGUCAUUUGUUAAUACCAUUACUAAUGACAGUUAUAGAGUUUAGGACCCAGGCAUUCUGCUGUGGCAUAUGUACUGACCCCAAUGCCUCCUGCUUCAGUUUUAACAGAAAGCAGGGCUGAAAUCUUCAUUUGUAAUCAAGGGAUGGAAAAAAGAUCACAAUGAUAGGUAGAUAGAAUUCCUCUGACGUUGCAGGGAGUUGUCCAUUAUUAUGUAUCUGUUUUUAAUGGAAGCACUGUCCUAGUGUUAGAAUUGGUUUAUCGUGUUUUAGAAAAAUGUUAAAUAAAUUGUAUAGUAGGUAAGACUCCUGAUCCAAUAAAAGGAAAAUGGAUUGAGAAAUGUUUAAUAAUGUGGAGAGUCCCCAAUUGACCUGCCAGCUGAUGCGAUUCUCCUCCAGUGCUUGCAACUUAACACUUUACCUGUGUUACUAAUCGGACUCUUUGCAUUUUUAUCUGCCAAAUAAAAUCGCAAGUUUUUAACAGC
This is a messenger RNA of Chiloscyllium plagiosum (whitespotted bambooshark), 4089 nucleotides long. RefSeq names its product RAS p21 protein activator 3 (gene rasa3). Gene Ontology annotation, biological process: regulation of GTPase activity; intracellular signal transduction; negative regulation of Ras protein signal transduction. Gene Ontology annotation, molecular function: GTPase activator activity. The record is from RefSeq and is a predicted model, not a curated record. Lineage: Eukaryota; Metazoa; Chordata; Chondrichthyes; Orectolobiformes; Hemiscylliidae.